UUUUUUUUUUCCCUUCAUUCAUUCAUUCAUUCCUUUCCUUUUCUUUAUCUUCUUCUUCUUCUUCUUCUUCUUCCUCUUUUCCCUUUUCUCUUUCCUCCUUGUUUGCUCUUCAUCCAUUUCUUUUCCUCCUAUCCUCUCUAAUUAUCCAACUGUCUCUUUGAUUGUCCGUUCUAACGUCCACAUCCAAGUUUACGUCUCUUUCUUCUCCUUGCAUACACACACAUACAUUCAUACACACACACAUCCAUAGCCAUGGAACUUGAUGAAGCCCCUUCUCCUGCUCCCACUUCUCGCCUUGAUCAUCUCGCAGAAUUAGCUACCUCACCAUCCCGCUCCUCUCCAUCUACUGCCUCGUCUUCAAACUCAAGCACACGCCACUCUUCUUAUAAUCACUCACAACCUUCACAAGAAGAUUCACGUCACCAACACCACCACAACUCCCGUCCAUCUAACCGCUCUACUUCUCCUCCUUCAUCCUCAGCUUAUAUGAAAGAUACUCGUGCUACCUCUCCUGCUGCUCACCAUCACAGCAACAACGGCAACAGCAGUCGUCCCCAUAUUGUUCAACAACACCUUGAGGCAGAGCCUGCAAACUGGGGUCGUUCUCCCAUUACACCUACCACAGCCCGCAAAUUUAACCGAAUGGCCAUUCACGAAGUUCUUGAAGGUCCUGGUCGUAACCAAGGUCACCCUGAAGAUGGUCAUAGCUCUCCUCCAUACAAGCGCAAGGGCUCACCCGAUGAUGCAUCAUUCUCAGACCCUCCCUCCAGUUCUCGCGCACGUGCUUCUGGUUCUCGUAGUCACUACAAUGAUCACCUUGCUUCUCACCCACGCUCUCCUCGUCCCCGUCAAGAAUCUCCUAUGCCCCAGUCCAACUCGGACGAAGAUGAUGAGCCUGGUGUCCGUAUCAACAAAAAGCGUAAAGUCCUUAAUGCAUUCUCCUCUUCUCUCCAACACAAGGCCUCCUCCACUUCCCCUCCUAGCUCUAGUGGCCCCCCUGAAGUCAUGGACCAAGUUCGUACAACCCUUUGGAUGAAACAACAACAAAAGGCCCUCAUCGAGGCCAGACAGAGCAAUGCCUCCACUUCAUCAAUCCACUCUAGCAAAUCCAAGGACCCACCUUCUUCCACUAGCAGUAAUGCCAGCAACAGCAGCUCCAGCUCCAACAGCAGCAGCAACAACAACAACAACAGCAACACCAAUCAAGCAAUCACAGAAAAGACAUCCAGUGGCAUCUCGGUCUUCCAUGGAAGUGCAACCUUUGCUGCUGCCCUUAACCGUCGCCCAUUGACAUCACCUAGAAGCUCGAAGAAUGCAAAGUCGUUGACUAUUUUUGCACCCUCCUAUUCAGAUUCAUCACUGUCAAUCCACUCUGCUCCUCUUCAACCUUCCCAAAGCCAUCUGGCAUUGGGUAUGAACCCUCGCACGUCCCAGCCUAUUCGCAAUCAUACCCCACAUCCACUCUCACAACACCAAGCACCACCUACUGGAACGAUACCACAACCCCUUCGAUCGCCCAAGACAGCAGGACAUCUCAAAAAAUCCUCCCGGGUCACUCUUCGUCCCGGACCUCAUACUGCCGGUCUCGACAGCAGUUCUGGAACAUUGCCUGCUCCAAUCCUUUCAUCCCAUACCGGACCUUUGCCUUCACCAAUGUUUCCUCAUCCAACUACACCAUUCCAUCCUGGUAGCAGCCUGGCUGGCCCACCUGGUCACAUAUCCAAGCCAGUGUUCAUGGAAACAGUAUCGAAUCUCUUUGACUCGAUGGACUCGACCCGUUCAUUAAAGCAUACGCUGGAGGAACAGAUUCGCAAGUCUGCACAAUUAUUGCAGACAUUGCAAUCUAGCGGAACCAUGAUCGAAAGUCUUGUCCGUGGACAGUUCAAGGAGUUGGAGAAGGGUGUGAUUGAGAAGUUUGAGAACGAGUUGGAGUAUCUCUCAACAAGGGUGGGUCUUUUGGAGGAUCAUCUGGGUCUGACUCCCCCAGCCAAGAAAGCACGAGUGGUGGUUGCCCCUUCCACUAGUACUGCUACUACCGGCAGUGGAUCAUCCUCAAAGAGCAGUGCAAUGACAGGCGUCACUUCUACCUCAGGAUCAUUGCCUUCACCCCCAUCGGGUAACGGUGAUUCGAAGACAGGGGAGAGUGGCUCUCAUGAUUCAGACCUGAAGGACGGCACUCUUCCUACGCCACCCCUGAACAAGAACCAGGACUCUGCUAUGGAGGUUGAAGAUGAAGAGCCCACGACGACAUCAUCAGCAGUAGCAUCAGGCUCAUCAUCACCUCGAGAUCAGGCCACUGAAUAUCGUUCUACAGUCAAGAAGUUACGGGAACGAGUUGCUAAUAUUGAGAAGCGUCAGGAAGCAACUGCUUAAGGGAAAAAAAAAAAAAAAAAA
This is a messenger RNA of Lobosporangium transversale, 2394 nucleotides long. RefSeq lists its product as hypothetical. The transcript has 3 exons. Bases 253 to 2373 code for a protein of 706 amino acids. Lineage: Eukaryota; Fungi; Mortierellomycota; Mortierellomycetes; Mortierellales; Mortierellaceae. The record is from RefSeq and is a predicted model, not a curated record.